Molecule: messenger RNA, 2541 nt
Organism: Parathielavia appendiculata
Lineage: Eukaryota; Fungi; Ascomycota; Sordariomycetes; Sordariales; Chaetomiaceae
Product: L domain-like protein
Exons: 2
Coding region: 1-2541 (846 amino acids)
Molecular function (GO): protein binding
Source: RefSeq, a predicted model, not a curated record
AUGUAUGGGAUACAGCCACCCAGCGCGCUCCCUGUUCCCAGAAUGAGGACUCCGAGCCCAGGGAAGAUCGAUGUUGAAGUUCCAAUCGCCAAGUCUGCCUCAAAAACCUUGGCGGCGCGGCCACCGACUAAACGUCCCUCGAUCAAUGGCUUGCGCAAAAAGCCCUCGGCCCCGGCACUGGGGAAAGCACUUGCUGCAGACACACCAAGGAAGACGUCACUAGCAUCGCGGGGAUCAUCGGUGGCUUCUUAUGAGGGAACCACUCCUUCCAGCGCAUCAGUUGCAUCUGGCAGCACAGCCAUCACCUCGGACUCGGCCGAGCCUGGCCUGACGUAUAGGAAGUCGUCGGCAGCGCUGCGUGAGCAAAUCGCGAAGGCGAAGGCGGCCAAACGAGCCGCGGCGCAGCAUGGCCCAUCCUCUACCACCGGACCAGUUUCCGAGAAGUCGCCGCUCGUACCCACCGACGCGAGUUUUGCUUUCGGCUUAUCUGCCGACCCGUUCAACCAGCAUCGCGAUGACAAGUCGCAAGCCAAGGUGCUCAAAAGCCGCUUGGAAACGGCAAGAACGAGCGGCCGGCUUAACAUCGCCGCCAUGGGCUUGAGAGAAAUCCCCGCAGAGGUGCUCAACAUGUAUGAUCUCGAGUCCAUUGGCCAGUCUGGCAGUGCUUGGGCCGAGAGUGUCGAUUUGACACGCUUCGUUGCCGCCGACAAUGAACUGGAGAUGAUCAGCGACGCGGUGUUCCCGGAUGUUGACCCGCAGGAGCUUGCGGAGCAGGAUGAUGCUCAAGAAAACAUUUUUGCUGGUCUUGAGACACUGGACCUUCACGGAAACAUUCUCAUCAACCUCCCGAUGGGCCUGAGGCGCCUGUCCCUGCUCACAUCCCUCAAUUUGUCAUUGAACCGGCUGUCCAACAGCUGUCUCGAGGUGAUCUGCCAAGUCACGUCCCUCAAGGAUCUGAAGCUCGGAGGGAACCUUCUGUACGGACCACUUGAUCCAUGCUUCUGCAAAUUAGAGAAUCUCGAGAUAUUGGAUCUGCACGGCAACAACAUCUCAUCGUUACCGUCCGACAUUGGCAGUCUCUCUCGCCUGCGGAUCUUGAACCUCAGCGAAAACACCUUCGAAGAGUUGCCCUUUGAGCUUCUUGCUCGUUUACCGUUGACGGAGCUGGUUGCUCGCAAGAAUCAGCUUCACGGCACGCUGAUUCAAGACACCGUUGAUACUCUGCCAACGCUACAAACGCUCGAUGUCUCAUCCAACCAGCUAGUUCACAUCUGCUCGGCAGGGAGGACGGUCGCAAUGCCUGCGCUGCGCCAGCUUUGUAUCUCCAUGAACCGGCUCCAGUCGCUGCCCAAUAUCAGCGGCUGGACGGGUCUUCUCACCCUGGCGGCGGACGAGAACAACAUCAAUGCCAUUCCGGAAGGUUUCGUGGCACUCGGGCAGCUGAGGUCAGUCAAUUUCUCAAGCAACGACAUUCGCGUCGUCCCUGCCGAGAUUGGACGAAUGGAUAACUUGGUCAAUCUGCGACUGAGCGGCAAUCCGCUGCGAGAGAAGAAGUUCAGCACCAUGAGUACCGAUGAGCUGAUGCAGACUCUUGGUCAACGGCUGGAGUCACCUCCUGAGGAGGCCGGACAGCAAUUGGAACCGGCGCCCAGCAACAGCAAGGACACAUAUAUGACCGCGGCUGAGGAGUCAGCAGCUUCCGUGGCUCGGGACCAGGACCACUACGCGGAUGACGACGACAGUCGUUCUGACCUGGACGAUUUUGCCACUCCGCCGACAUCUGCACCCGGUUCUCCCGCCGGCUCGCGGUCUCAAAUUGCCACAUGGGAGGUCAAGUCCGGCGGCGUCCUGGACCGCUCCAACACCGAAUCUUCUUCCCUUCACCCGGUCAUCUGCUCCAAGCUCGCCACAACCCACAAAAUCUACGAGGUCCAGCUGCACCAUAACCUCUUCACGGGCUUUCCCGAAUCCCUCACUUUCUUCGCCGAGACCUUGACCGCCCUCUCUCUCGCGUACAAUCAGCUCAUGGGCGAAACCUACCUCGGUGGCUCCACCAACAACGAGGUUUUGGACCUCCCGGCCCUGAAAGAACUCAACCUCACCCACAAUCACAUCACCGGCCUCGCCCCUCUUACGACCCACCUCCGCGCCCCGCAGCUGCAGAAGCUCGACAUCAGCUUCAACCGCGUCGCGGCGCUGCCGCAGGGCACACAGCUGAAGGAUAGCUUUCCCAAUCUCACGGUGCUGCUGGCGUCGAACAAUCACCUGGCUGACCUUGAUCCGGAGGCGAUUUGGGGGUUGAAGGUCGUGGAUGCGGCGAACAACGAUAUUGCGCACUUGAAUCCGCGGAUCGGGCUGCUCGGUGGCCAGGGAGGGUUGGAGAGGUUGGAGGUGAGCGGGAAUCGGUUCAGGGUGCCGAGGUGGAAUGUGCUGGAACGUGGCACCGAGGCGACGCUGAGGUGGUUAAGGGGAAGGGUGCCUGUUGCGGAGACGGCGGGUUGGAAGGGGGAGGAUGGGGUCGAGGGGAAUGAGUUGGACUGA